GUCCGCUAUGCCCCCAAAACGUAAAGCAGUGCCAGCAAAGCGUAAAGCACCCACAGGGACUCCAGCCCGAGCGCCAGGGAGAAAAGUUCCCCGCCAUUCUAGAACAGGUACAGGCCCCGCUGCGGACCCGCCACAGGCCCCAGUGGAGGUUUUACCACCACCCCAGGCACGGGCUCAGGACCAGUUCCCCCCAGUGGUUCAGCCCGAAGUCAACAACAACUCGGGUGAGUGCGAAUUUGUUCAACAUUUAGUAGGCUUGCCAUAUCAACAGACAUCUGCCUCAGACGGCAUUGCAUCUCAUGUACCAAUAAAGUUAAAAUUAAAAAUCUGGGAGGGGGAAUUUAUUGAUAUGUCUCUGUUGCUAAAGUCGGCCACCGAAUUGGAAGAUUUUGACUCUCAAGGCGAAGUACAGUUUAAAAAUGGCCGCCUCUGUAUAGUUAAACGUAAACAAAACUCACAGUUGAGUAUUGAAAAGUGGACAUCCGCUUUCAUGAUAUACAUGAGCAUUAUGUUUGAACACAACCCUGCUUUAGCGCAACAAAUGCUUAAAUAUCUGCGCGAUAUCAGAAUAGCUGCCAGUCGCUCACAUCAUUGGUACAAAUAUGAUGAACAAUUCCGUCUGCGCAAGGUGUCCAACCCAGCUAUGUCUUGGGGUGAUAUACAUAAUGAAUUCUGGCUUCUGUAUGUCACAAAUCAAUCUACCAAUUUCAUGUCACAGCAAGGUUCCGAUUCUCAAUUUCAACAAUACAACAAACCUAUAACACAUGGGUCUUCUCCAAUCCCAAAACAAGCUGAGUUUAAACAAACUUGCAAUACUUACAAUAGGGGUAAAUUCUGCACUUUCUUCCCUAGAUGCCGCUUCAACCAUGCUUGCAGCCAUUGCGGAGGAAAACACCCCAGAGUUACUUGUGCACGAAAAUAAACAUUUGUAUACAUUAGGACACACUCCCGUAAAAAUUCAGGCACUACAAAAACACUUACAGGGUUAUGAUCAUGCAAAAUUCUUGCUCAAUGGUUUCUGUUUUGGUUUCAGGCUUCAAUAUCUGGGUCGUAGGAAAGCUCGAAUAAGUAAAAAUUUACCAAGUUUGUAUAAACAUUUGCCCAUAGCACUUGAAAAAAUCAACAAAGAGUUACAACUCAAUAGAGUAGCUGGUCCCUUUCCACAACCCCCUUUUGUAAAUCUUCAAGUUUCGCCCCUUGGGCUAGUACCAAAGAAGGAUGGGGAUAUGCGCCU
Molecule: messenger RNA, 1234 nt
Organism: Magallana angulata
Lineage: Eukaryota; Metazoa; Mollusca; Bivalvia; Ostreida; Ostreidae
Exons: 1
Coding region: 8-922 (304 amino acids)
Molecular function (GO): metal ion binding
Source: RefSeq, a predicted model, not a curated record